AUGGCUGUGCAAAGCUGCAACGUGGCUCCAAAUGCAAGACAAAAUAAGAAAACUAAAAAAAAUAAUUCACAGAAACGUAGAGAGCAAGUAAAACACGCCAUGAGGCGACACCGACAGAAGUUAUCAGAAGAACAACUGGAACAAAGGCGAAAAAAAGACAGAGAACGAUACAACCGAAAAAAAGAACAGGGAUUGAUAAGUAACAUCAAUGAAUUAAUACCUCGAGCUCAAAAAAUAAUAAUACAGCAGUGGAAAGAAAGACCGAAAAAAUAUCGUGAUAAGAAAAAAGCAAUGGAACAAAUUCGUCAACAAACUGAGGAUUUUGUUGAAAAUGACACUCUUCCAGAUAGCCCUACAUCUUCUAGUUCUAGAUCAAGAGCAGAGUCUGGUUGGAAGAUAGGAGAAAAGAACAAAAGACGUUUAAAAUUAGAGAACGUUUUGCUGAGAGAAAAACUGCGAAUAAUGGAGAUAAGACUGAAGAACAAAGGAUCACCUGAUGGAAUUGGCGCAACCAUAAAACGGACAGCAGAUCAAUCGGUAGCCAGAGGUUAUGACGUGGCUAAUUUUCAACAAUUGGUUCAAUGUUUGAUAAAAAACUGCAAGGGUGUACAAAUUUUACCUGUAGAUGAUGACAAUGUUGCGACCAUUGAACAUUUGCUGUCAAGAAGUUUGGCGCAAACGUUUAAAGGUACAUUCACCAUACACCAAGUAGCUUGGAACAAAAAUAGCCCGGGUCUUCUUAAUGCUCGAAAAUUAAGUUGCACUGAAUGUCAUCCACAUCAAAUCUGUCGACAUUAUGAAAUAGGUAUAAUCAAUACAGAAGCCAUUCGUGACAGCUUCGAUGAAGGUGAAGUUUUUCCUUCCUCGUCACAUAGUGAUCAUACAUUAGAUACUUCAGACAAAAAAACAUAUAAGAAAGCUCGCGCAUCAGAAAGCAGUUCUCCUCCUUGUACCGAAUCUUUAAUACGAUUUGAUAAUUCUCACUCAGUUCGUCGUAUUCUACAGGAACCCAAUCCUUUCCUAAUGGCUAGCUCGUCUAUUCUUAAAGAAAGAAAAUGCUCGACACUUUUUGAUGAUUCUGAGUGUAAUGAUAGU
This is a messenger RNA of Brenthis ino (lesser marbled fritillary), 1095 nucleotides long. The record is from the annotation of a GenBank genome assembly. NCBI's taxonomy places the organism in Eukaryota, Metazoa, Arthropoda, Insecta, Lepidoptera, Nymphalidae.